CUUUUGUCCGCUCGUCUUGUAUAUCUUACUUUUUGACAAUGUGGAAGCCGGCAACCCGCCAAAUUACUGGCACAAACGAUGUUCCUCUCGGAACCCGUCGUCGAUUUGGUCCUCCGCCUACAGAAGACAACUCGGCGCCACAACUAGCGCAACCGUCACCUUCUGUAUAUCCGCGACACCAAAGCCAGGAUCGUGAAAGCCCUGGCAAACGAGGGCGUGACGAAUCCCCGGCAAAUGGAGAUCCCAAAGUUGAUCCCAAUGCUCCUCGCAAAAGACGUAGCCGUUGGGGCGAGGCAAAAACCGAGAUCCCUGGACUGCCCACAGCGAUUUCGGCCGCUGGCGUUUCCCAGGCGCAGCUUGAUAACUACGCCAUUCACUUGCGUUUGGAAGAGAUUAACCGAAAACUCAGGUUGAACGAUUUCAUCCCCCCUGAGCGUGAAAGAUCGCCAUCUCCUCCCCCCACUUACGACGCGCACGGCCGACGUACCAACACUCGUGAAGUUCGAUACCGUAAGAAACUCGAGGAUGAGCGAAUCCGACUCGUUGAAAAAGCCAUGAAAAACGAUCCCAACUUCCGACCACCCGUCGAAUACCAGCAGCAAAAGCGUUCUCAGCGCCCCUCCGAGAAAGUCUACAUCCCCGUCAAAGAAUUUCCAGAAAUCAAUUUCUUCGGCUUGCUUGUAGGUCCUCGGGGCAACAGUUUGAAGAAGAUGGAAAGGGAGAGUGGAGCAAAGAUCAGUAUUCGUGGCAAAGGCAGUGUGAAGGAGGGGAAGGCUCGACCAGACCAAUUCGCUGAGGACGCAGAGGAGGACUUACAUUGUCUCGUCAUUGCUGACAGUGAAGACAAGGUUGCAGCAUGUGUCAAAAUGAUCAACAAAGUUAUUGAAACGGCCGCUUCCACCCCGGAAGGCCAAAACGACCACAAGCGUAACCAAUUGCGAGAAUUGGCCGCACUCAACGGUACCCUUCGUGAUGAUGAGAACCAGAUUUGCCAGAACUGCGGCGGCGUAGGCCAUCGCAAAUAUGACUGUCCCGAGCAACGCAACUUCACAGCUAACAUCAUCUGUCGCGUGUGUGGCAGCGCCGGUCAUAUGGCAAGGGAUUGCACCGUCAACAGGGAUCCCAACGCUCCGCCACCACCCCCGGGUGCUCCUCCGGGUCACGGAACCCGUGGCGGGUUCGACUCAGAGUAUGCUAGCUUGAUGGCUGAGCUGGGCGAAACUCCUGCUUCAAGCGACCCGCUCAAAUCUUGGUCGGCACCCACUGGAGGCCACGACAUUACUGCUGGUGGAACCAAUAUUCCUCCCUGGCGCCGCCCGGAAGUCUGGCAGCAGCCCGCUCAACAAUCGUACCGUGGCCCACAACAAAGUUAUGGAGGAUACCCGGGUGCAGGAGGCUAUGGCAAUCCCGGUGCUCAAUGGUCUGGAUAUUCACAGCCAGCUCCAGGCGGUUAUGGUCAAGGUCAAGAAUAUUCCAACUACGCCGCCUAUUACCAGAAUCAAUACGCCCAGCAGCAAAUGUCCUAA
Molecule: messenger RNA, 1526 nt
Organism: Coprinopsis cinerea okayama7#130
Lineage: Eukaryota; Fungi; Basidiomycota; Agaricomycetes; Agaricales; Psathyrellaceae
Product: splicing factor SF1
Exons: 5
Coding region: 39-1526 (495 amino acids)
Biological process (GO): regulation of mRNA splicing, via spliceosome
Cellular component (GO): nucleus
Molecular function (GO): zinc ion binding; mRNA binding
Source: RefSeq, a predicted model, not a curated record